AUGAAGGACCGUGCGCUUCUCUCAUCCGACGAGGAGAAGAAGCUCUUGCGCCGCGUCGACUUCCGCCUGAUGAUCUUGUGCGCCAUCAUCUUCAUGAUUAAAAAUGUCGAUGCAAACAACGCCGCGAAUGCAAGAAUCAUGAACAAAGACACCGACCGGAACAUCAUGACACAGCUCAACAUGACUGCUGACGACUACAACUGGGUCAGCACAGUCUACAACGUGACUUGGGGUCUUGUCUUAGCUUGCCACGCUGCGGUCAAGUCCAGCGCUGGCCUCCUCACCGCCCGUUUCUUCCUUGGUGUUGCUGAGUCUGGCAUGUUUCCCGGUAUUAUCCUCCAGAUGAGCUACUGGUACCGCGCCGAUGAGAUGACCCCCCGGCUUUUAAUUUUCUGUGCCGGCAUGAACGGGCGACAUGGCUUGUCCGGCUGGCAAUGGUUCUUCCUGGUUGAAGGUGUGGUUACGAUUGGCUUCGGCGUGUUGCUCUUCUUCAUCUUCCCUGAUUUUCCCGCCCAGGCCAAAUGGUUGACCGACAAGGAGAAGCGAUUCCUCCAAGCUCGCCUACCACCAAACGCCCCUCGGUCGUCCGAGGCCAAUUUCAAGGCAAGUGAGAUCUGGGACACUAUGAAGGACCAGCGCCUGUGGUGGUUCGCCUUCAUCUGGGCCUCCAAGACGAUUGGCAGCACAGGCCUCUCGUUCUACUUGCCUACCAUCGUCGCCAGCCUGGGACUUGCUUCCAUUGCCGAAAGUCAACUGCUCACCAUCCCAUCCUCAGUUCUAGCAAUUAUCCUCAUUGCUUUCAGCAGUUACUUGACCAAUUCGCUAGCCGUGCCAUACCCAGCUGUUGCACUAGUGUAUUUGAUCUCUAAUUUGGCUUGCUACGGCGUCAUGGUCGCGUAUCCGAACAAUGGAGGCGUGUACGCUGCUACACUCAUUGCUGCGGGUGUCUCGCUGGCCUGGUUCGCAACCAUGUGGCCAUGGCGUCUCCAGACUACGUUCAGGGCGACGGGAUCCGCCUUUGCCAUUGCCUGG
Molecule: messenger RNA, 1032 nt
Organism: Fusarium vanettenii 77-13-4
Lineage: Eukaryota; Fungi; Ascomycota; Sordariomycetes; Hypocreales; Nectriaceae
Exons: 8
Biological process (GO): transmembrane transport
Cellular component (GO): membrane
Molecular function (GO): transmembrane transporter activity
Source: RefSeq, a predicted model, not a curated record